Molecule: messenger RNA, 3270 nt
Organism: Diaporthe amygdali
Lineage: Eukaryota; Fungi; Ascomycota; Sordariomycetes; Diaporthales; Diaporthaceae
Product: dna polymerase v
Exons: 1
Coding region: 1-3270 (1089 amino acids)
Biological process (GO): regulation of DNA-templated transcription
Cellular component (GO): nucleolus
Molecular function (GO): transcription factor binding; rDNA binding
Source: RefSeq, a predicted model, not a curated record
AUGCCUCCAAACAAGCGCAAGCACCGAAAGGAGAACCCAAACACCAUCGAGCCUUCACAAAAACGAGUCAAGACCGGUACCUCCGCUGCGGAUGUCGAUGUCGAGCCCGCCCCUAAGCCUGUGAAGUUCGAGGGCGGGAAGAAGAAGGGCAAGCCUGCUCCCGCCAAACCACUCUCGAAGAAGCAACUUCUGUCCGACAAAUCGCCCUUCCCAGAAGAACAAGACCGUAACAUCGAAGCCCCUCUCUACGAGUUGCUGGGCAGCGAGGACCCCGAUGAGCGCCUACAGGCUGCCGAUGUUAUCAUAUCCAAGCUUCUGGACAACGAUGGUGUCUCAGAGUCGUCCCUCGACAGACAUCUUGAAAAGAGACUGUUCCGAGGACUCGCGAGCAGUAGGAAAGCGUCAAGACUGGGUUUCAGCGUUGUGCUGACCGAGAUUCUACAACAACUAUGGGGGGAGAAAGAUCUCUGUGGCGACAAGUACCGGGGCCUUACAUUCGACUUCGUCCUGAACACGCUUACGGAGAAGACAAAACCGGUUGGCAACAUCGCCGGUCAGGAAGAGAAGGACCACUACUUUGGCCAGCUAUUUGGCAUUGAGUGCUUUGUGCGGGCCAAAAUCCUCUUCGACGAUGUCACGAGAUGGAACACGAUCUUGGCCCUUCUGAUCAAGCUGGCGAAGAAGAAGGUCUGGCUCAAGCCUCAAUGCGCCUGGAUCAUCCUCCAGACAGUGCCCCAGAUGGACCAGCAGAUCGCAGAAGAGACUCUACGUAAGCUCGACGAGGCUGGAUGGGCGAAGACACCCGACGCAGUUGCCAUCACUGUUAUACUCACGGAGAAGUUCCCAAAGAUCAAGCUGCCUUCGAAAUCAUGGCGUGACUUCUUGUCCUCCAAAUACCUAGGUGAAUUGCCGGCUGUUCUGAAAGACAGCGGCAAGCAGGAGAGCAAACAAGAAAGCAAUGGCGAGGAGCCGGCCCAGAAGCAAAAACAGGCAAGCUGGACUGCGCAGUUGCAUUUCGUCUGGGACAUAAUACUUGCACACUACGUCAAACUGGCGUCUACCGACUCCAAGAGCGCAUCUGAUCAGUUCAAGCAGUUCUGGAGUCGCGUCGUGGAUCAGGGCUUCUUUUCAAAGACCGCCUCGGAGCCCCAAAAGUUCACCGGGUUUAUGAUCUUCCAGAAAUUCCUCGAAGGUGGCAUCUCUCACUCACACAUCACACACAACCUGUUCUCCCAGAACUUAUUGACCUGUCUGAUGAACCAGGCGGCGAAGCAGGACAGAUACCUCCAUCGGGCAGCCACCAAGGCCCUCAAGGCAAUAGAGCACGCUGCGGACACGGAUCGUGACCUGGUUCCAGUCGUUCUGCAGUUCCUUCUUGGAAAGCAAGGCGCAUAUAAUUUUGAUCAACGGUCAAACAGCAAGACCGUUGACAAAUUACUGCACCUUACAAAACCCCAACAUGCCCAACAGGUGAUCAAAACUGUAAAGCAGCUAGUGCUCACGUCCGAAGGUGACAGUGCUGAAAACCACAUUAUGGUCUACGCAGACUACCUGUUUAGACUGUCCAGUAUCGUCCCGACAGAGGCUGAUACGAAGAAUGCCAGCAAGGGCUCGGUGGGCGGACCGGCCCUGCAGGAGUUCGCGAAGCUUGCAUAUCCUAAGGCUGGCGAGAUUGUUCCAGGACUGAGCGAGAAGACCAAGCCAAUUCUGCGUCAGAAGCUCACUGCUGCCCUCGCCAAAUUCGUCAAGCGGCCAGAAGACUUCGCCGAGUUCUGCAACGCAAUCAUGCUGAUUGACUCGAGCAGCGUCGAGAUGGACGAGGAGCUCCAGACGGAGCUGCUUGAGGCGCUGGAGAAGCUGCAGCAGUUGACGAAUCCGAAGCAGGCGAAGGGCCACAGGAGCAACGCUUACCAGGGCCUGGCGCUCCUCUACGCCGUUGCGAUCCUGCAGCUGUACAACGCGGAGCCCGACGCUCUUGACAUUCUGCACGACCUGAGGCAAUGUCAUGAGAAGCUGCUUAGCAAGCAGAAGGGCGAGGAUGGCGAUGUUUCAGCGCUGCUCGUAGAGAUCCUGCUAGCCAUGGUCGCCCGGCCCUCAUCUCUGAUGCGUCAGACUGCAGACCGCGUCUUUGAGGCGUUCACAAGCCUCAUGACCGAAGAGGCACUCACUCUGCUGACGGACACUUUGGCAGCAAAGGAGGACGCCGAGGGCUUGCGAGCUUUGUUUGACACGGACGCGGACAUGGAGGACGUGGAGGAAGCUGGUGGCUCUGACGAGGAGGACGAUAUGUCUGAGCUCGGCUCGGACGUUGAGUUUGUUGACGCGGAAGAGACUCAGGAUGGUGACGGAGAUUCGGAAAAUGAAGGACAAGACGGCGACGACGGAGAAUCAGAAGAAGAUGAGGACGAAGAAGAAGAGCUCAACGAGGACGAAGCCAAGCUGAAAGCACUGGAUGACGACCUCGCGAAGCUUCUCAACAGCCACCGGCUUGAUAAAGACAAAGAUGCCGCGUCAUCCGACGACGACUCAGACAUGAGCGAUUCGGAGAUGAUAGCUUUAGAUGAGAAGCUCGCUGCAGCGUUCAAGUCGCGCGUCAGGAACAGCAACAAGAAAAAGGAGAACAAGGACGCCAAGGAGACGGUCGUCAACUUCAAGCACCGCACACUGGACCUCCUGGCCAUCUUCGCUCGGAAGGAGGCCGCCAACCCGUUGGUGUACAAGCUCCUCCUGCCGCUGCUGCAGAUGAUGCGCACCACCAAGACGAAAGACCUGGGGAAGAAGGCCGGCAAUAUCAUCGCCGAGAUGGCCAAGGCGCAGCGGAAAGCUAAGGCCAGUAGCAAGGAUGAUGAGAAGGAGGAGCAAGGAGAGAAGGAAGAGCAGCAGGACAAAGACAAAGCUGACUUGGAGGAGUACCUGAUGAAGCAGUUGCAACUGCUCGAGUCGAUCCACGGUGAGAUGACCGAGGACGAGUCGCACGCGUUUGCCAAGUCGGCGUCCAAGGCGAGCCUGUUGGUUGUGGGAGACAUCCUGAGCAAGAACGUUGGCUACUUCCAGGUCAUAUGGGAUAACUAUGGCGGGCUCGCCAUGCAGUGGGCCAUGUACGGCGGGUUCCAGUUCUCGACCAUCAUCGCGGACUGGACGCAGUGGAUCCAGUCGCACCCGGCAUUGGUGGCGAAGCGGUUGGAUGGAGUGCCGGGGAAGGCAGAUGAGCCGUCCGAGGCCGAUGGCGAGGGCGAGGACGAGGAUGAGGAUGAGGGGGACGACGAGUAA